CAUUAUAGCCGACAUUUCUGUAACGUAUGAGAUGGUAGGGAUGGGAAUAUUUUCGCUGUGGUUAUAAAAGUUAUCCUCGUUUCAAAAGCGGUUUAGUGUGAGACAUUCAAAGUUAGGCGCCACCCCGAAUAAUAAUAAUGGAUGAAGAACAAGUGCAAAUGCUGAGGAGAGCGUUCUCCAUGUUCGACUCGCAAAAGACAGGCAAAAUCGAAAAGGAAAAAGUUAGAACGAUUCUCAAUACUCUAGGACAUACAUUCGAUGAUCAUGAAUUGGAAUCUCUUUUAAAACAGGAGGAUGAAGAAGACAGUGGAAAGCUGAACUUUGACUCGUUCUAUAAAGUAGCCUGUCAUUUUCAAGAAGAGGACGAUGAGGCUUUACAAAAAGAAUUAAAAGAAGCCUUUAGAUUGUAUGAUAAAGAAGGAAAUGGUUAUAUACCCACUAGUUCUCUUCGUGAAAUUUUGGCUGCUCUUGAUGAUCAAAUCACUCCUGAUCAAAUGGAUGGCAUGAUUGCCGAAAUUGAUACUGAUGGAUCAGGCACAGUAGAUUUUGAUGAAUUCAUGGAGAUGAUGACUGGCGAUUAAAACCCAUCAAAACAUGGAUAAAGAAGAGUUAAAUUUAUAUGAUCUCUCAUCGCAUUGUUACAAUUAUAUUUAUAUGUUGACUGUUGGUUACACUUAAUAAAAUUAGACCAUCAAAAAUUCCUUAUUUAUAAUAAUAAUAAUAGUAAUAUUAAUAAUAAUAAUAAUAAUAAUAAAAAUAAUUCAAGUCUUAUUCAUGUAUGUAUUAUAAUUAAAUGUUAUCAAAAAUUGAUAAUUCAUUAUUACCUUGUAAAAUAAACUUUUUUGUUUUUGGAUUCUGAAA
Messenger RNA from Leptopilina boulardi, 861 nucleotides. RefSeq names its product troponin C-like (gene TpnCIIb). Lineage: Eukaryota; Metazoa; Arthropoda; Insecta; Hymenoptera; Figitidae. The coding region runs from base 138 to 581 and encodes 147 amino acids. The record is from RefSeq and is a predicted model, not a curated record. The transcript is spliced from 5 exons. Gene Ontology annotation, molecular function: enzyme regulator activity; calcium ion binding.